This is a messenger RNA of Ilex paraguariensis (yerba mate), 1326 nucleotides long. NCBI's taxonomy places the organism in Eukaryota, Viridiplantae, Streptophyta, Magnoliopsida, Aquifoliales, Aquifoliaceae. The record is from the annotation of a GenBank genome assembly.
AUGGAAGUGUCGAGAUUACCGCUAUCAGCGUCACAGAGAGGGAAGCUGAUAUACGCAGGCUACACUUCUCUCUCUUCACUUUCCUCUGUCUCCUCCUCCGAACUUGCUCGAGAUCUAAAUGUUUCGGAGACUGAAGCACUUGAGAUUCUGAAGGUUGCAUCAUAUAGUGGUUGGUUGGACGGCACCAGUGGAAGUCAUGCUAUUGUCAAUGGUGCACAGACUGCCUGGGACAUGCUGCAUGAGGAGGAAUUGUUGAGACGCAUUACCACAUCUUCUGCAGAUUUGGAUGACAUUCUGGGUGGAGGCAUAAGUUGCAAAGAAGUCACUGAAAUUGGUGGAGUACCUGGCAUCGGUAAAACACAACUGGGGAUUCAACUUGCAGUGAAUGUUCAAAUUCCUGCUAAUUAUGGUGGUCUUGGAGGCAAGGCUAUUUAUAUAGAUACAGAAGGCAGCUUUAUGGUGGAACGUGUUUUACAAAUUGCGGAAGCAUGCCUGGAAGACAUGCUAGACUAUGAUGUUCUUCUGCAUAAGGGUGUUCAAGCUUGUCAAGUUAAAAUGCAGCCUAAGGAUUUCCUUGCCAAUAUAUACUAUUUUCGCAUCUGCAGUUACACAGAGCUGAUUGCCGUGAUAAAUUAUUUAGAAAAGUUCAUCUCAGAGCACAAAGAUGUUAAGGUUGUCAUUGUGGAUAGCAUAACUUUCCACUUCCGUCAAGAUUUUGAAGACAUGGCUCUUAGAACUCGACUACUAAGUGGAAUGGCCUUAAAGUUGAUGAAGCUUGCUAAAAAGUUUACUUUGGCGGUGAUUCUGUUGAAUCAGGUGACCACUAAGUAUUCAGAAGGUUCAUUCCAUUUAACUCUCGCACUAGGUGAUAGUUGGUCGCAUGCCUGCACCAGUCGGCUCAUUUUGUACUGGAACAGCAAUGAACGAUAUGCAUAUAUUGACAAGUCUCCCUCUCUUAGAUCUGCAUCCUCACCAUAUUCUGUGACAGGUAGAGGCAUCCGGAACUCCACUUCAAACUGUAAACGAAUCAAAAUGAUGUGAUUUUUCCACUUAAAUGAGGGGGAGGCUACAUAUAAGUUUCCAUCUUGUUUCUUUUGCUUGGAUGAUACAUAUCAAUCAAUGAAUGUCUCUCUGCCGAUAAAGGCAGUCCUUGCCAACUGGGCUAGACUUUGGCUUUCAAUAUGCAUUUGAAUAACAUUUUGCAACUGUCCCAAUAUGUGAACCAUAAAAAAAAAAAAAAUUCAAAUCUUGGUUGUUUGAAAUUUUUUAAUAUUGAGGAUACUCCUUCAUAGUCAAGAGAUUAAGUGGAUGUAAACUUUCAAGGAA